This is a messenger RNA of Carassius carassius (crucian carp), 2589 nucleotides long. RefSeq names its product cholinergic receptor, nicotinic, alpha 2b (neuronal) (gene chrna2b). The transcript has 6 exons. The record is from RefSeq and is a predicted model, not a curated record. The coding region runs from base 474 to 2126 and encodes 550 amino acids. Gene Ontology annotation, cellular component: postsynaptic membrane; synapse; neuron projection. Gene Ontology annotation, biological process: monoatomic ion transmembrane transport; chemical synaptic transmission; signal transduction. NCBI's taxonomy places the organism in Eukaryota, Metazoa, Chordata, Actinopteri, Cypriniformes, Cyprinidae. Gene Ontology annotation, molecular function: acetylcholine-gated monoatomic cation-selective channel activity; transmembrane signaling receptor activity.
AAACAGCAGGAGCCAGGUCAUGAGUGCAUCUAUACACUGUGUGGCACGAAUGGAGUUACUCUGGGAUAUAUCUGCUUCUAAAAAUACUUCUUUUUUGGAUGCAUAUGGAGAUAAAUAGUCUUAUACUUUUGCAGCACGGAAUCUGAUCUUCCGCUGAACAGGUGCGCAAAACUUAAACUCAUCAUCGUGCUUUUUCACUUAGAGAGAAAUAAACUUAAGGGUUGGAUAAAUAUGGAUAAACACUGGAUUUAUGCUACUUAAUUUGAAACAUUUUUACGAAAAACUGAUUUUUGCCAACCCUUAUAAUACAUGUGAUUAAAAAAAUUGACGAGAACAUCUAACCCUAAAUACAACCAGCAGAGGAUGCAGAGUAUGACACCACAACAGAAAACACAGAAGCCACUGAAUUAUACGGAAACUGUCGCGUGGAAUGCAGAUGAAAAUAUAGAAAUGUAUUGAAAGUAAUCGGCUGUAUGAUGGAGCGCUUUCUUCAGAAUCAGCGGUUCUUCCUGAGGAUUUCACUUCUCUGCACUAUCCUAUGUGAGUCAAUCUCUUGUUGUGAGAAGACUCAUUCACACGCUGAAGAUGAACUCUUCAAAAAGCUCUUUGAUGGCUACAACAAGUGGUCAAGGCCUGUACCAAACACCUCUGAUGUUGUCAUUGUCAAGUUUGGUUUAUCUAUUGCCCAGCUGAUUGAUGUGGACGAGAAGAAUCAGAUGAUGACAACAAAUGUCUGGCUAAAGCAGGAGUGGAAUGACUAUAAACUACGCUGGAAGCCUUCAGACUACGACAAUGUGACUUCUAUCAGGGUUCCGUCAGAACUAAUCUGGGUCCCGGAUAUAGUUUUGUACAACAAUGCAGAUGGGGAGUUUGCGGUGACCCACAUGACCAAAGCCCACCUCUUCCACACAGGUAAAGUGCUCUGGGUUCCACCUGCCAUCUACAAGAGCUCAUGCAGCAUAGAUGUCACCUUCUUCCCCUUUGACCAGCAGAACUGCAAGAUGAAAUUCGGUUCGUGGACUUACGACAAAGCCAAGAUUGACUUAGAGCGCAUCGAGAACACGGUCGACCUGAAAGAUUACUGGGAGAGCGGCGAGUGGGCCAUCAUCAAUGCUGUCGGCACCUACAACACCAAGAAGUACGACUGCUGCCAUGAGAUAUACCCAGACAUCACCUACUUCUUCAUAAUCCGCCGUCUGCCGCUCUUCUACACCAUAAACCUCAUCAUCCCCUGCCUGCUCAUCUCCUGCCUGACCGUCCUGGUCUUUUAUCUCCCGUCAGAUUGUGGUGAGAAGAUCACGCUGUGUAUCUCAGUCCUCCUCUCGCUCACCGUCUUCCUGCUGCUCAUCACAGAAAUCAUCCCCUCUACCUCGCUUGUGAUCCCGCUCAUUGGCGAAUACCUUCUCUUCACUAUGAUCUUCGUCACCUUGUCCAUCGUCAUCACCGUCUUCGUGCUUAACGUCCACCACCGCUCACCCAGCACUCAUAAGAUGCCCCAUUGGGUUCACUCAGUCUUCUUGGAUUUGAUCCCACGGUGCUUGUUUAUGCGUAGACCUGCACCGGACAGCCGUCGCAGGCAGAAACUCCUCCUCCUGCAGCGGCAGGGCCAAGGAAUGACAUCACGGGUUCUUGGACCGGCAAACGCAACCCUCAGUACAGCUACUAGCUGGUUCAGAGGAGAGGAUGAGUCCCGCAGACGCUUCGGUUAUAAGGAUUUAGAACUGGGAACGCUGUCCUCGGCAAUCUCGCUUUCACUCCAGACCCCUUCGCCCUGCCCUCUCAUCUCGACUCCACCUCCUCUACAGAAAUUUGGCCCCUCCUCAAGACUGGAGUUGGGCCUGGCUUCCAGGCAGCUUGGUGGAAGAGUUAAUGUCACAAAGCGGCCUGAAAACAUGAUGCCAGACACCCCAGGGUUCCCUCUGUCCCCCAGUGUCCUGCAAGCUCUGGAGGGGGUUCACUACAUAGCAGACCACCUGAGAGCAGAAGAUGCUGACUUUAGUGUAAAAGAGGACUGGAAGUAUGUUGCUAUGGUAAUAGACAGAAUCUUCCUAUGGAUGUUCAUCAUAGUUUGUUUGCUGGGCACAAUCGGACUCUUUCUCCCGCCCUGGCUUGCAGGCAUGAUCUAGGAAACACACUAGUGAGUAUAUUAUAUGAACAAUAAGGACUUCUAAUGUUUAGGCUUCCACAGGAAGAACCAGCAUGGGGACACAACACCCCUUCUAGCAGGGAACAUCACGCAUGAGAUCGCGUGCUGAGAUUUCCCCUGUAUGGGGUCAGAUGCAUGUUUGACAUCAGGAAUGUGGCAUCAAAUACCUGACAUUUGCUUAGGUCAGAUAUUGAGAGGAAAGCCACAAAUUAAAGAAGCUUGUCUAUGAAAACGCUUGUAUUUGAAUGUAUAACCUUAAAUAGUAUUGUAAAAAAUAAACAUGCAAACUGGAAAUUACUACACAAAUAAAAGCACUGAGGUUGCGAUUUCUCAUGACUUGUUACUCUUCAUAUCAAAGAGUGCACACUUAAGAGAUGAGACAAAGUGGUUUGUGGGCAUACAGUAUAUGUGUGUUGAGUCUGUCUUGGUACCAACCUCCCGAA